AAUCUCCAUUAUCCUCAAAAUUCAAUGUUCACCCACUGACAAAAGAAGUGGUCUUCCAUCAGCCUCUUCCCCCAACAACCUACCUUUCUUGUCUCUCUGUUCAUCCUUCCUCUCUCUCUCUCUCUCUGAUGGUUUGGCUUUGAUGCUUUCUCUGUUUGAACAAUCAAAUCGCUUUGUACGAUAUGGGUUUGCUUCAUAGAAAGCUGAUAGUAGAUGGAUUCAAUUUAAACGUCUCACAGACACAGUUCUGUCGAUCAACAUGUGCUUCCCUCGUUUGUCCAGAACCAGAACUCUGUUUUAGUUUCUGCCCUGAAAUCUGCAAUUCUUCUCCACCAAGUAUUCCCUCCACGUUGGAUGAACGGUCAGAGAAACACCACAAGAUCUCGCCCUUCUUGAUCGCCACACUUGCAGUCGUCGCGGCCGGUUUUCUGGUUGUUUGCUGCUACGCCAUCUACACAAGGUACUAUUUACGCAGGCGGAACUCAAGCCGGAGGCCGCCACAGCGACAAACAGAGGCGUCCCAGGAAGAGUUCUCUGAUGAAGAUGAUGGACCUGUGGUGGACCACCCGAUCUGGUACAUCCGCACCGUCGGUCUUCAACCGUCGGUUAUCAGUUCCAUCACGGUGUACAAGUACAAAAGAGGUGAAGGUAUUGUUGAUGGAGCAGAGUGCUCUGUUUGCUUGAGCGAGUUUCAGGAAGAUGAGACGCUUAGACUUUUGCCCAAGUGUAGCCACGCUUUUCAUGUUCCCUGUAUUGAUAUGUGGCUUAGAUCACAUACCAACUGCCCCAUGUGCCGUGCGCCGAUCGUUAAAAGCACAGUCAAGUCGCCGGAGCCGGAGCCUAAUAUCGAUAAUUCCGGUCAAGGCGAAGAAGCCCAGGAGGUUGGAAAUUCAGAGAGUAGUGGCGGAUCCGGUAGAGAAACAGUUGAAGAAGUUCGUGAGUUAAGGAUUGGGAUAGAGGAGGAAGGCGAAUCAUCCGUAAAGAAUUCAAAUGAACAAGAAACCGACAUACAGCCGAUGAGAAGAUCAGUUUCGAUGGAUUCCUUGUCAGCUUCAAAGAUCAGCCGUGCUGUUGCAAAUAUUCUUCCUGUGAAGUCCGACGGGAAUUAUUCAGAUGCCCAAUUGGUAAAAGUGAUCGAAUACAAUACGAGAAUCGGUCCAAAGCAGAGAGUCGAAGGGAAUCAGAACUCGACGAGAUCAUCGGGUAGUUCUUCGAAAGGGAGAUCCCUGCCAAAUGGGCCUCUCCCUCUUUCCAUGAAGAGAUCGUUUUCCGGGAGCUGUGGCACGGUUUUCCGAAGCUUUUGAAAAUUUUCAUGGUGUCAGGUGAGUGAGUCGCCUGAAAAACUGUUUGUCUCAAAAACCUCUCAACAAGCUGAGGGUUUUUACAGAAUUUUACUUUCAUACAUCAAUAAUGUAACAAAGUUUAUAUAAUCAUAAUGUGUAAAUUGAGAUUGAUCCAAAAUGGGAUCCCUUUUUAUAUAAUCAUUAUGUAUUGUAACAGUUCAUAUAUAUAUAUGAAACUGCUUCAAUC
Molecule: messenger RNA, 1530 nt
Organism: Alnus glutinosa
Lineage: Eukaryota; Viridiplantae; Streptophyta; Magnoliopsida; Fagales; Betulaceae
Product: RING-H2 finger protein ATL52-like
Exons: 1
Coding region: 183-1304 (373 amino acids)
Biological process (GO): protein ubiquitination
Source: RefSeq, a predicted model, not a curated record